AUGGCGCCACCGCCGAUAGUUCGCAACGGAUAUUCCUGCGUACCUGUUGCUCUCUCGGAAGGCCUCGACAUCCGAUUGAACACGGCCGCCAGGGCGGUCCGAUACGGGGUAAACGGCGUGGAAGUGUGGGCCGCACCAUCACGCAGCCCCCACACAAAUCACACGGUGUACAAGGCGGACGCUGUGCUGGUCACCCUACCUCUAGGCGUGCUGAAGGCAUCCGCCCCGCCGUCCGCGGUCGCCUUCAAUCCACCGCUUCCGGACUGGAAGUCCCAAGCGAUACAGAGGCUCGGUUUCGGCAAUUUAAAUAAGGUGGUGCUGUGCUUCGAGCGGAUCUUCUGGGACCCGACCGCCAAUUUGUUCGGUCACGUGGGCAGCACGACCGCGUCGCGGGGCGAGCUUUUCUUGUUCUGGAACUUGUACAAGGCGCCUGUGUUGCUGGCUUUGGUCGCUGGCGAGGCGGCCUGCGUGAUGGAGAACGUCAGCGACGACGUGAUCGUCGGCCGCUGCAUCGCCGUUUUGAAGGGUAUUUUUGGGAAUCAAGUGGUGCCCCAGCCACGUGAAAGCGUGGUGACGAGAUGGCGGGCGGAUCCGUGGGCAAGAGGAUCCUACAGUUUCGUCGCGGUCGGCAGCUCGGGUAGCGAUUACGAUCUCUUGGCCGCCCCGGUCGCCCCAGCGCCCACCCCCGGCGCUCCACCCCCGCAACCGAGAGUCUUUUUCGCAGGCGAGCACACCAUACGGAAUUACCCAGCCACCGUGCACGGAGCGUUCCUCAGCGGUCUACGAGAGGGUGGACGGAUCGCAGAUCAACUAUGCGGCAGCCCGUACGCGCCCCCGACGUUGCCUCCUUCCGGUACACCGACAACUGUGAUACCGUCCGUGACCACCGGCACCAGUUCCACGCCUUAAUGAUCUCUCGCCGACGACACCCGGCCCUUGAUUACUCUUUAGACGAUGAAUGAACGCGAGACGGCGCCCAGCACAAAAACCCUCCAAGCGCGUUCACUCGCGAACCCAGCCGGGUCGCUCGCGAUCGUGUUUCCAGUUACGAUUUCGACGUUAAUUUCUGUCGAUCUGGCCCGUAUACGAACAAUGCGGACACGAUCAUUUAGAUAGGGGAAAAAAAAAGAACUGUUUAACGGUGAUCAUUCAUCUGAUUCGCUCGACGUGGGUUAGAUUUCCUUCGGCGGUCCUCGGUUCGAGUAUGAUCGAACAUACAGAGGGAUAAAAUGAUUGAAUUCUCAGUGAUUAUAGCUACCGAAAUAGUACAUGUUAUACCAGUAUCGUUCGAUCGAUGUUUGAGAACUUACGUUUCCUCGAGUUCAGCGUUGACUGUAAUCUUAUACACUCGCCCGAGCGACGGAAUUUCGAAGUCCAUUAAUCUCGAUGUUGAGACCUCAAUGUAAAGCGAACUUGUGCGAUAAUGUUUGUUUAUAUAUCCGAAUCACCGUAUUUCCUGUGUAUCGUCCGAGGACUGCGGCAGGAAGCCACACAUCGUUUCAUUAGAGUAGAUUCGUGCCUUGCUUCGUUCCACUUUGACCGUAUUCGCCGAGCCCCUAGUUUGUAUCAUAUACUAUAGGUAUCGUUUACACAGUACUCUUAGCGUAUUCUGUUAUCUGGAAUAACCUUUUUCUACUCGCCUCGAUAUAACUGUACCACAUAUGAUUCUCGAACAGUCCCUGUCCGGACAUCUCUGGCCUAGGUAACAUGCUUCCGUCGCUUGUCACGCGGUCUCCAGAUCGCCGCCAACCACCUUCCAGCACCGUUCGAAAAAAAAAAGAAACAAAAAAAAAACAACAAACUUCGCCGCUGGAUCAUCGGAACAGAAGCUUCUGUCGGCCUGUAAGAACCAUCAUUUAGGAAGAAUGUUUGCGAAUGUCGCUCGCCGCGAGAGCCACGAACGAACGAGUCUCCCCUCGGUGGUUUCGUGUAUCCGUUAUUGUCGUCACACUCCGAAACCACCGAAGGACAGAAAGGAAAACCACUACCAGAUUAUAUUUUCGUUCAAGUAUAAUUGCACCUUCGAUCGGACGCGCACGGCCACUCCUCGAGACCCGAUCAAUCGACACAGUUGCGACAAAUCGAGAACCCUCUGCGACGUAACGGUUCUCACCCCUAGUUUACGACUAAAUUUUGUAAACGUACACAAGUUAUAUACAAUCCCGUUGAGUACCUCUUGUUCGAGUCGAGGUACAUAAUUCUCAGCCAACUCGUUCGUCAACCGACGCGUCUCUCCGAAUCCAUACGCGUACACACGUGAAUGCCUCGCGAAAGGCAGUCGAGAUUGUGAGAUCGAGCGCACGUAAGAAUGUGUACAAUAAAAGAAAAGAUAAAU
This is a messenger RNA of Dufourea novaeangliae, 2335 nucleotides long. Its product is annotated as lysine-specific histone demethylase 1A-like. The record is from RefSeq and is a predicted model, not a curated record. Gene Ontology annotation, molecular function: oxidoreductase activity. The coding region runs from base 1 to 909 and encodes 302 amino acids. Lineage: Eukaryota; Metazoa; Arthropoda; Insecta; Hymenoptera; Halictidae. The transcript has 5 exons.